Molecule: messenger RNA, 2871 nt
Organism: Peromyscus eremicus (cactus mouse)
Lineage: Eukaryota; Metazoa; Chordata; Mammalia; Rodentia; Cricetidae
Product: ATP-binding cassette sub-family G member 3-like
Exons: 13
Coding region: 16-1674 (552 amino acids)
Cellular component (GO): plasma membrane
Molecular function (GO): ABC-type transporter activity; ATP hydrolysis activity; ATP binding
Source: RefSeq, a predicted model, not a curated record
GAAGAACCUCUGGAGAUGUCUUCCAAUAAUGACCCUGUUACAAUCCCGAUGAUAGAAAGAAAUCCCAGUGACCUUCCUGGAAUGGACACCAGUGACCCAGACACAUUGACCGGAGUGGCUGUGUUGAGUUUUCAUAACAUCAGCUAUCGAGAGACAGUGCAGAGUGGCUUUCCAUUCCGUAAAAAAACGCGUAUAAUAGAAAGACUAUCUAAUAUCAAUGGGAUCAUGAAACCUGGCCUCAAUGCCAUCAUGGGACCUCAAGAUGGGAGCCGAUCUUGGUUACUAGAUGUCUUAGCUGCAAGGAAAGAUCCACGUGGAUUAUCAGGAGAUAUUUGGAUAAAUGGAAAACCUCGACCUGCUAAUUUCAAAUGUACUUCUGGUUAUGUACCACAGAAUGAUGUGGUAAUGAGCACAGUGACUGUGAGAGACAAUAUAGAGUUCUCAGCAGCUCUUCGACUCCCAAUGACUGUAACAAGAGAUGAAAGAAAAAGACGAAUUGAUGAGAUCCUUGAACUUCUGGAUCUGGAUAAAGUGGCAAAUAUCAAGCCUAGAUCAAAAGCACUCAGGAAAAGGACCAGUAUAGCAAUGGAGCUGGUCACAGAGCAUCCCAUUCUGUUCUUGGAUGAUCCCACCACUGGCUUAGACUUCAGGACUACAACAGAUGUUAUCUUGAUCCUGAGAAGGAUGUCUAUGAGGGGAUGGACAAUCAUCUUCUCCGUUAAUCAGCCCCAGUACACCAUCUUCAGAUUUUUUGAUAGCCUCACCUUAGUGGCCUCAGGAAAAGUCAUGUAUCACGGGCCUGCACAAAAGACGUUGGAGUACUUCACAUCUGCAGAUUACCAAUAUGAUUCCCACAACAACCCUGAGUACUUCUUCCUGGACAUCAUUAAUGGAGGUUUCUCUGCUAUAUUAGACACAGAGGAAGAUGGCCAUGAAGCUGACAAAUAUACAGAACUUUCUAUGAGACGGCACCAAGUCACAGAAAAAUUAGCCAAUAUGUAUGCCCAGUCCUCCUUAUACAGAGAAACGAGAACUGAACUGGAUCCACUCUUGGGGGAACAGAGGGCAGGGAGGAGCUCAGCCUUGGAGGAGAUCACGUGUGUCACCCCUUUCUGGCAUCAGCUUGGGUGGAUUAUCUGCCGUUCAUUCAAACAUUUAAAGGAUUUUCGACAGGACACUACGACUCAGGCAAUUAUCAGAGUCAUAGUGGCCGUGCUUGUGGGCACCGCUUUCCAUUUCCUACGAAAUGAUUGUACAGAAGUCCAGAGCAGAGCCAUCCUGUUCCUCCUGGUCACAGGCUUUGAGUGUAUCACAAGCUUGACCACCUGGGAGCUCUUUAUGAUCAACUGGAAUUGCUUUCUACAUGAGCAUACCAGUGGAUAUUACAGAGUGCCACCAUAUUUCCUUGGGAAAUUGCUGGCUGAGCUGGUACCUAGGAGGUUAUUGCCAAGUAUUAUAUUUACUGUUAUAGUAUUCAGCAUAGCAGGAGUAAAAACAGAUGUGAAUGGUUUCUUCGCUAUGAUAUUUACUGUCAUGAUGUUGGUUUGUUCUGCCAGUUCCCUGUCACUGUCUUUAGGAGCAGUGAUGAAUGCAGCAUUUGUACAAACACAACUCAUAACCAUCUACUUUAUGUUCAUGCUGGUUACAAAGUUUUCACCCAGACUCCUCUGCUAAAAUUUACAGCCCAUGGGUUAUUUGCUUGGGGACCAAAUACUGCUAAAAGGCUGAAAAACAAAACAAAACAGAAAACAAAUUGAAAGAGACCUGGGAGGCCCCUUCCUGUGACGUUAACUGAGAGCACAGUCCAGAAGGUUGAAGAGGUGGGACACUUUACACCCAGGAGAAAGGCUGCUGACAUCAUUGUCCAGGGGAAAGGCACAAUCUCAACACAAGGAAAAUCAUUGAAGUUAAGAUUGAAAAAAAUCCUGCUUAUUUUUUAAACUAUAAUAGAAACUUGUCAAUGUAACUGAAACAGUUUAUCUACUAACAGUUCAAUUUGAUAAGUGUCUAGUCUUACUUAAAAAAGAAAACAUAAUCAGGAAGCUUUCUUGGAUGUAUAAGUACAUAUGUCCCAAAUUGUCCUCUUUGGAUCAUCCAGACAUUGUUUAAAAUUAAUUCUUAAAAUGUACCUAACAAUACCUCUUUACCUAAAGUACAUGUUAGUAGAGUUCACUUUGUUUUUACUUUUGAUAAUGUGCUUAUAAAGCUGAUGUAGAGAAUUGAAUACUUGGGUAAACUGUGUUCACUGCACAGUGCAUGUGCCCAAGGAGGGAUUGCUAACUUAUGUGGCAGGACAUCGCCAGGCUCAAGUGUCCUUUUCCUUUGAAUGGGACUCUGGUUCUACCAGAGCAAGUGGCAUAUUGUCCUCUUUAUGAGAGAAGGACACAUGGGGUCGUGAAGUUUGCCAAAGUCUGUUGCUCUUGUUCCCAGAUGUGCAGGCAGGCCCACUGAAAGCCUCUUAUCCCUAGAGAAGAUGAAUUAUUCCUCACACAAAAGGGGGAUGAAUUCUUUCACCAAUGGGUGAUGAUACCUCUGACAGUUUUGUUGUUCAGGCUUGUUUUGCUAAUGUGGGACUUUUGUAUAUCCAUGUGAAAUUUAGUAUUGUUUUUUUCAAUUUAUGUGAAUUAUAUUAUAAUUUUGAUGAGAUUGCAUUGAAUCUGUUGAUUGCUUUUGGUAGGAUGGAUAUUUUCAUGCUGUGGGAUGUUCUGUAUGGCAAAUGUGUUGCUCUGAUUGGUCAAUAAAUAAAUCACUGAUUGGCCAGUAGCCAGGCAGGAAGUAUAGGCGGGACAAGGAGGAGAAUAAAGCUGGGAAGUGGAAGGCUGAGUCAGAGAGACACUGCCAGCCGCCAUGAUGACAAACAGCAUGUGAAGA